This is a messenger RNA of Diachasma alloeum, 1196 nucleotides long. RefSeq names its product elongation factor Ts, mitochondrial (gene mEFTs). The transcript has 4 exons. Gene Ontology annotation, molecular function: protein binding; translation elongation factor activity. Lineage: Eukaryota; Metazoa; Arthropoda; Insecta; Hymenoptera; Braconidae. Bases 125 to 1045 code for a protein of 306 amino acids. The record is from RefSeq and is a predicted model, not a curated record. Gene Ontology annotation, cellular component: mitochondrial matrix. Gene Ontology annotation, biological process: mitochondrial translational elongation.
AUUCCUCCAGGAAUUCUUGAGUUAUGACGAGAAAGAACUUCCCCCAAGUCCUUGCAUUAUGAUACAAAAAAUAUUUUCUCAUGUGUUAUUCUCAUUUUCUGUUGAUUAAUGUCAUUUUCUCAAGAUGCUCUCCAGUCAACUUUGUCGGUAUUUCUACUCGGGAAAUACUCUUUGGCAGUCCUCAACAAAGUUACUGCUUGCUAAAUUGAGGAAAAAGACAGGGUAUACGUUUUCUAACUGCAAAAAGGCUCUGGAAUUGCAUGAAAAUGAUUAUGCCAAGGCAGAAGCAUGGUUACGAGAGCAGGCCCAAGCAAUGGGUUGGUCCAAAGCCCAGAAACUCCAAGGCAGAUCGACGAAACAAGGUCUGGUAGCUGUGAUGGUCGACAAAAAUCAUGGGGCCCUGGUCGAGAUAAACUGCGAGACAGAUUUUGUGGCACGAAACAAAACGUUCCACGGUUUGGCUGAAAUCAUAGUGUCAGCUGUUCUCAAAUUCACAGGAGAGCAGCAAGCAGUGGACCAAGUGCACAGAACCCUGCUAGACGCAGAAGCACUGAAGAAUCUGCCAGCAGUUGAUGGUAAAACCGUUGCUGACCACGCAGCACUCACUAUUGGAACCAUUGGUGAGAACAUCGCCGUAAAGAGAGCUCUCUGUAUGAGCGUUGAUCCCAGCAUCCAAUUGGUUGGUUGCACACAUCCAGCAUCUGUAAACCCCAUUCCAGCUUCUUUCGGGAGGUAUGGAGCACUUCUGGCAUUCAAAUCACCGUCUGAGAAUAAAACUCUUGGGAUGCAACUUUGUCAACACAUUAUUGGAAUGAAUCCAACCAAAAUCGGUCAACCAGGCGUCGACGAACCAAUAUCAAAUGCUGACGAUGAAACAACAAUGAUUCACCAAGAAUUUCUGUUAGACCCAAGCCUAACUGUCCAACAGCUUCUGCUUGGUGCUCACAUAGAGAUUGUAGAUUUCGCACGUUUCGAGAUGGGAGAGGAUCCCGAGCCCUCCGAGGAGACUGUCGAUACUGCAGAGCCGAUGAAAAGCUGCGGUUAAGCCCCAAAUAGCCCCCAAAAAUUCCUGAAAUCAUUAAAACUUUACAUAGGACUAUCCAAAAUAGAUUUACUCUGUUUACUCAAAAAAAUAUGUACAUAAAAGUUUCGUGUACUAUAAAAUUUGAUUAUAGUAUAUCAAAGAUGAAUCUAAA